AAUGGCAAAGCACCGAUACAAGACCCGAAAUCCCUAAAAUCAGCCGUCAGCCCGCGACGGGGAGCACACUCAGUCUGAAUUAGCCCCUAUCACGCAGGAGAUGACGGAUCGUGUCUCCCCGCCCGCAGCUCACGCACGGACCGCGGCGCGCCGAGCAGCAGCAGCGUAAAGUCACGACAAAACUUCAGAAAUUCGCUUUCUCCACGCGCUCUCUUCAAUGUCACCAUGCGCAGCAUCGCAUCCUGCGGUGCAUUGCUGUCAGUCUACUACCCCCAGAUCUUCCUCAUCCUCACCAGCGGCAGCUACCUGGCUUUGUCUUCAGUCGUGGCUUUGGGUGCGAACAUCAUCUGCAACAAGAUUCCCGGCCUGGCCCCCCGACAGCGUGCCAUCUGCCAGAGCCGCCCAGAUGCCAUCAUCGUCAUUGGAGAGGGCGCUCAGCUGGGCAUCAACGAGUGCCAGUACCAGUUUCGCUACGGACGGUGGAACUGCUCUGCCCUUGGCGAGAGGACCGUCUUUGGGCAAGAGCUGAGAGUAGGUAGCAAGGAGGCCGCAUUUACCUACGCCAUCACGGCAGCAGGUGUUGCCCACUCUGUGACAGCAGCAUGUAGUCAGGGCAACCUGAGCCACUGCGGCUGUGACAGAGAAAAGCAGGGCUAUCACGACCAGGAGGAGGGCUGGAAAUGGGGAGGCUGUUCGGCAGACUUGAAAUAUGGAGUGGAGUUCUCCAAACGCUUCGUGGAUGCCAGAGAGAUUAAAAAAAAUGCAAGGAGACUAAUGAACCUGCACAAUAACGAAGCAGGAAGAAAGGUUCUAGAGGAAAGGAUGAAGCUUGAAUGUAAGUGUCAUGGCGUCUCCGGCUCAUGCACCACAAAAACCUGCUGGACGACUUUGCCGAAAUUUAGAGAGAUUGGCUACGUGCUUAAGGAGCGUUAUACCACUGCGGUGGAGGUGGAGGCUGUGAGAGCCACGCGUUUUCGUCAACCCUCCUUCUUGCGCCUCAAGCAGUCCCGUGGGUACAUGAAGCCCACUGACACAGACUUGGUUUACUUGGAGCGUUCACCCAAUUACUGCGAGGAAGACACUGCGACGGGGAGCACGGGAACGAGAGGGCGCCUGUGCAACCACACGUCUCCUCACACAGACGGCUGCAACCUGAUGUGCUGCGGCCGAGGCCACAACACCCAUCAGUACACACGUGUUUGGCAGUGCAACUGCAAGUUCCAGUGGUGCUGCUUCGUUAAGUGCAACACCUGCAGCGAAAAGACGGAGGUGUUCACCUGUAAAUGAGUUGAAAAGACAAGAAAGAAAGGAAAGAAGCCUAUGGAGAGAAACGGGAAGUGUUUGAAAGAAAGAUGGAAGUGUCGAACAUAUACACGGCUUCGUUUUGCACACCAGGCAGUCUUUAUGCGAGAAAGGCCAUUGCCGAGGGAGAUGGGGGUGAAUAAUGAAGAUCCUGGAACUUUAGAGGAAAAUGCACUGACUUCAGACCGACUGUUUUGGGAUUUCAUUCGAACAUGUGGACGCUACAAAUGCAGUGCAAGGCUUUCGUAGUUCUCAGAUGCUCGCAGACUUCAAUAAGAUCACCUGAGGCCUGUCCUGACUCAAAAAUCGGACAGUCUAAACUGCCCACAAAAGUGACUUUUUUUUUUGUUUUAAUUAAAGAAAGCUUAUUACAAGACAACUUGUAAAAGACAUGUAAAAUGUCCCACCAGUUGAAUCCCUAUGGGAGCUCAAGAGGAAAGACUUGCUGCAACUCUGGAAACGCUGGAAAGCUUAAAACGUUCGGUCACACUGUAUUGUAUCUGUUUGAACACUGAAAAAAAAUCCCUUUUUCCUUCUGUUUGGAGAAAAAGACUGAAAAUGUUCAUACUGUAGUUGUCUCAUAGUGGUAUACAGAGGUUUGAACUUCUAAUAUCAUUGCUACUGAUCUGUUGCUUUCAAAAUCCAACCCGAAACAAUACAGGACAUUGCUAAAAAGAGCUUCUUUAACCCUGCAUUUCUUUUGCAGUUGAUCGAUAUCGAUUUUUUUUAUGCGGAGAGAAGCUUCCUUAGUCAUACAGUAUCAAGACUUGGCUAUGUAUGCUCUAUUGUUUUGUCUUCAAAUUUGUGUGCGUCUAACCAUGUGUGGGAACAUAAGAGAGCUUUCGAAUACUUCAUAGAACUGCAAUGUGACCCACCACCAUUUGAGUGACCGACCAUUCCCACGAAUGCCAGAGACAUGGGAUUCCACAUCACUGGUCCGGCGUGCACAAGGUCUAGUUAUAUUCCGCCUGAACCAAUGGACCAUACAGCUAUGGAUCUGAAAAAUGGUUAAAAGGUCACUGGAAAAUAUUUUGAGUAGCAACAUUUUUUUUUUUUUAAUCUAAAUUGUUUAUACGAGUUAUAUGGCUGGCAAAUUUGUUAAAAUAUAUUUUUUUAUGUAGAGAAUAUGGCACUUUAUGUCAGGUAUGUUCAGAGUAAUUAUUAAUACUAUUUUCCUUGUCAUAUAUUUUAAUGUUUAAUUGGAGAUUUACAUUUUUUUUGUCCUGAUUUAAUUAUGUAAAAUGUUUUUUUUUUGUAUUAUUAUUAUUAUUAUGACUUUUAUUUUUCCUGAGCUCCCCAUAAUUGCCUUCUCAAGUUUGAUAUGAAACCAUCUCAUCUUUUUGUAGCCUGGUUGUAUUUAUACUUUUUUUUUUUUUUUUUGGAAGAGAUGUACAGUAAAAUCAAUAGAUUAAUAA
This is a messenger RNA of Pimephales promelas (fathead minnow), 2717 nucleotides long. RefSeq names its product wingless-type MMTV integration site family, member 7Ba (gene wnt7ba). Gene Ontology annotation, cellular component: extracellular region. Gene Ontology annotation, molecular function: cytokine activity; frizzled binding. Lineage: Eukaryota; Metazoa; Chordata; Actinopteri; Cypriniformes; Leuciscidae. The record is from RefSeq and is a predicted model, not a curated record. Gene Ontology annotation, biological process: multicellular organism development; canonical Wnt signaling pathway; cell fate commitment.